Molecule: messenger RNA, 1395 nt
Organism: Microcebus murinus (gray mouse lemur)
Lineage: Eukaryota; Metazoa; Chordata; Mammalia; Primates; Cheirogaleidae
Gene: SURF1
Product: SURF1 cytochrome c oxidase assembly factor
Biological process (GO): mitochondrial respiratory chain complex IV assembly
Cellular component (GO): membrane; mitochondrion
Source: RefSeq, a predicted model, not a curated record
GGCGCCGGGAAGCGCACCUGCCUUCCGCCCCGCGGCGAACGGGUGUCGUGGGGUUGAAAUGGAGCUGUAGCUGCCGGCGGGGCAUAGGUUCCCCGAGAGCCGUGGAGUAAAGUUCCGCUUUAGACGCCUUUGAGGCAGCGGCGGCCGUGUGCGGCGGCGCGAAGGGCGGCUCCUUCUGUGGUUCCCGCCCUGGGGAGGGUCCAAGACUCACUUGCCGGCUCUCGCCCGGCUAAUGAGCGCCCAGGCCUUGAUGGGAGCGCAGGCUCUGGGAGUCCAAAAAAGUAAAGUGCAUCUGACCACCGCAGUCUCGUUUCCUUUCAGUGCGCAGCAAAAGGUAUUUUGCAGUGAGUAGGUGCCGUGCACAGAUAAAGGGUGUUUUGUAAGCCUGCUCCAACCACAGUGCCCGUGUCGCUUUCAGCCGGUGGGACUCACCCUCUGAGAGCUCAGUACAUUGCUUCAUCUUCAGUUUAUGACGAGCAGCGAAGAAGGAAAGCUGUUAGGGGCUCAGUGAGCCAGUAUCCUGAGCUGUAGUAUCUUGCUUUCUCUGCACAGCACAAAGCCAGCAAUGCCUGGAGUGGCCUGGAGGCCAAGCAGAUGUGGCAGUUCUGCAGCAGAAGCACCUGCCACAAAAGCAGAAGAGGAUUCCUUUCUCCAGUGGUUUCUGCUUCUCAUCCCCGUGACUGCCUUUGGCUUGGGGACAUGGCAGGUCCAGCGUCGGAAGUGGAAGCUGAACCUGAUUGCAGAGUUAGAGUCUCGAGUUCUGGCUGAGCCCAUCCCUCUGCCAGCAGACCCGGUGGAACUGAAGGCGCUGGAGUACAGGCCAGUGAAGGUGAGAGGACAUUUUGACCACUCCAAGGAGCUGUACAUGAUGCCCCGGACCAUGGUGGACCCUGCCCGGGAGGCCCAGGAGGCUGGCCGGAUCUCCUCCUCAGCUGAGAGCGGGGCCUAUGUCAUCACUCCUUUCCACUGCCCUGACCUGGGAAUCACAAUCCUGGUCAAUAGAGGGUUUGUUCCCAGGAAGAAAGUGAAUCCUGACACCAGAAGGAAAGGCCAGAUCGAGGGAGAAGUGGACCUCGUUGGGAUGGUGAGGCUGACAGAAACCAGGAAGCCCUUUGUCCCUGAGAACAAUCCAGAAAGGAACCACUGGUAUUUCCGAGACCUGGAGGCCAUGGCCAGGAUCACAGGCGCAGACCCCAUUUUCAUUGAUGCCAACUUCCAGAGCACAGUCCCUGGAGGACCCAUCGGAGGGCAGACUAGAGUCACAGUGAGGAAUGAGCACAUGCAGUACAUCAUUACCUGGUAUGGACUCUGUGCAGCCACCUCAUACCUGUGGUUUAAGAAAUUUCUACGUCGGACACCUGGUGCUUGAUGAGAUGACUUCAGACAGCCCUGUCC